Exserohilum turcica Et28A is the source of this 2873-nucleotide messenger RNA. RefSeq lists its product as uncharacterized. Gene Ontology annotation, molecular function: ATP binding; ribonucleoside-diphosphate reductase activity, thioredoxin disulfide as acceptor. Gene Ontology annotation, biological process: deoxyribonucleotide biosynthetic process; DNA replication. Bases 29 to 2704 code for a protein of 891 amino acids. Gene Ontology annotation, cellular component: ribonucleoside-diphosphate reductase complex. The record is from RefSeq and is a predicted model, not a curated record. The transcript has 3 exons. NCBI's taxonomy places the organism in Eukaryota, Fungi, Ascomycota, Dothideomycetes, Pleosporales, Pleosporaceae.
GAUACCCGCAGGCCUCUUCUCAUUCAGCAUGUUCGUCUUCAAGCGUGACGGACGCAGGGAACGUGUGCAGUUCGACAAGAUCACAGCACGUGUGUCGAGGCUAUGUUACGGCCUCGACCCCGACCAUGUCGACCCCGCGGCCAUUACCAUGAAGGUUAUUUCGGGCGUCUACCAGGGCGUGAACACGACGCAGCUGGAUGACUUGGCCGCCGAGACAGCCGCCUACAUGACGACGACACAUCCCGACUACGCCAUCCUGGCCGCCCGCAUCGCCGUAUCCAACCUGCACAAGCAGACAAAGAAGCAAUUCUCCGCCGUGGUCGCGGACCUGUACAACUAUGUCAACCCCAAGAACGGCAAGCACCAGCCAAUGAUUUCGGAUUCCGUCUACAAGGUCAUCCAAGAUCACGCAGACGAGCUCAACUCGGCGAUAGUAUACGACCGAGACUUCAACUACCAGUUUUUCGGCUUCAAGACGCUAGAGCGCUCCUACCUCCUCCGCAUAGAUGGCAAGGUUGCUGAGCGCCCACAACACAUGCUCAUGCGUGUUGCCGUCGGCAUCCACGGCGAGGACAUUGAAAAGGCCAUUGAGACAUACGACUACAUGUCACAAAAGUACUUUACACAUGCCUCGCCCACGCUGUUCAACGCAGGCACUCCGUCCCCCCAGAUGUCUUCGUGCUUCCUCAUCGACAUGAAGGAGGACAGCAUUGACGGCAUCUACGACACACUCAAGACAUGCGCCUUGAUCUCCAAGACCGCUGGCGGUAUUGGCCUCAAUGUCCACCGAAUCCGUGCCACCGGUUCGUACAUUGGCGGCACCAACGGAACAUCAAACGGCCUCAUUCCUAUGCUCCGUGUCUACAACAACACUGCUCGCUACGUCGACCAGGGUGGCAACAAGCGUCCCGGUGCCUUUGCCAUCUACCUGGAGCCGUGGCACGCUGACGUCUUUGGCUUCCUCGACCUCCGCAAGAACCACGGCAAGGAGGAGGUCCGUGCCCGUGAUCUCUUCUACGCUCUGUGGAUCCCCGACCUGUUCAUGAAGCGAGUGCAAGAGAAUGCCGAGUGGACUCUGAUGUGCCCCAACGAGUGCCCGGGCCUUGCCGACGUCUACGGCGAGGAAUUUGAGGCCCUCUACGAGAGCUACGAGAAGCAGAACAAGGGCCGUGAGACUGUCCGCGCCCAGAAGCUGUGGUAUGCCAUCCUCGAGGCUCAGACUGAGACUGGUAACCCCUUUAUGCUCUACAAGGACGCCUGCAACCGCAAGAGCAACCAGAAGAACCUGGGUACCAUUCGCAGCUCCAACCUGUGCACAGAGAUUGUCGAGUACACUGCUCCUGAUGAGGUUGCUGUUUGCAACCUGGCUUCCCUUGCUCUGCCUUCGUUUGUCGACUACAAGCGUGGUGAGUUUGACUUCAACAAGCUACACGAAGUCACUCAGGUUGUCACCCGCAACUUGAAUAAGAUCAUCGAGGUCAACCACUACCCUGUUGAGGAGGCACGCCGCAGCAACUUCCGUCACCGCCCUAUUGGUAUCGGUGUUCAGGGUCUGGCCGAUGCUUUCCUUGCACUGCGUCUGCCAUUCGAGUCUCAAGAGGCCAAGAAGCUCAACAUUCAGAUCUUCGAGACCAUCUACCACGCUGCUCUUACUUCGUCAUGCGACAUCGCCAAGGAGCUUGGUCCUUACGCGACCUAUGAGGGAUCGCCCGUCUCUCAGGGCAUACUCCAGUAUGACAUGUGGAAUGUCACGCCUACCGAUCUCUGGGACUGGACACAGUUGAAGGCCAAGAUUGCUGAGCAUGGUGUACGCAACUCGCUGCUCAUCGCACCCAUGCCCACUGCCUCGACCUCUCAGAUUCUCGGAAACAACGAGUGCUUCGAGCCCUACACGUCCAACAUCUACUCUCGCCGUGUGCUCGCUGGCGAGUUCCAGGUUGUCAACCCAUGGUUGCUCAAGGACCUGGUCGACAUGGGCCUGUGGUCUGAGAACAUGAAGAACCGCAUCAUCGCUGAAGGUGGUUCUAUUGCCAGAAUCCCCAACAUCCCCGACGAGACCAAGACCCUCUACAAGACAGUCUGGGAAAUCUCGCAGCGAACUAUCAUCCAGAUGGCCGCCGACCGUGGUGCCUUCAUCGAUCAGUCGCAGUCUCUGAACAUCCACAUGAAGGAGCCCACCAUGGGUAAGAUUACAUCCAUGCACUUUGCUGGAUGGAAGCUUGGUUUGAAGACGGGCAUGUACUACCUCCGUACCAUGGCUGCUUCUGCUCCUAUUCAAUUCACUGUCGACCAAGAAGCUCUCAAGGUUGCCGACACAAACGUCGCCCGUGCUCUGCCAAAGGUACGAAAGCAGCCGGGUUUUGUGCCAGAGGCAAUCCGUAGCUCUACCACAUCAUCGCAGACCUCGGUAGCGGUCUCGCAACCAAAGACUAGUGAGAACGGUGUUCCCGCCCCGGCUGCCGACCCCGAGAGCAGGAAUGCUCUCGCCAGCAAGCCUUUCAAAGCCGAUGUUGAGGAGGGCGAGAGCCCAAAGAUGGUUGCUGCCGAUGCUAUCAGCAAGCCGGAUGAGGAUCUCACCGACAAGACCAAGCAAGAAGAAGACUCAAAGGACGGUAGCGAGGCACGGGAUGGUGAUAUUUAUGCCGAUGCCGUCCUUGCUUGCUCGAUAGAAAACCCCGAGGCUUGCGUCAUGUGCAGUGGUUAAGUCUAGAUGGGUAGGGGGGAGUGGAACACGUGGUUUGUAUCGCUCACAGCGUGUAUUGUUUACGGCGUUGGCUGUCUUAAUGAUUGGAUAUGCUCAGCACAUGGCAUGGAGGAAUGAAUUUAUGAGUUUGGAUCUGUCAUGUUAUCGCUGAGCCGUGACCUAUGUAGCG